This is a messenger RNA of Coniosporium apollinis CBS 100218, 2601 nucleotides long. RefSeq lists its product as uncharacterized. Bases 1 to 2601 code for a protein of 866 amino acids. The record is from RefSeq and is a predicted model, not a curated record. Lineage: Eukaryota; Fungi; Ascomycota; Dothideomycetes. The transcript has 3 exons.
AUGAAGCCCUUUGCAGCCGUGGCCAAAGACUUUGCGUCUCCAGCGAACCCGUCCCUUCAACAAGAUCUGACUCCGCAGACUUCCACAUCCACCAACACACCAUGGCACGCCGUCAACAACGGCAGCCAACACAUCCAUCCGUUGCUUGGAUCCGAGGAUGAGAUCUUCGUUGACGAUGAUGGGCAUCGACAUGUCGAAACUGACAAUGGUGCGGACGAGACGUACCUGAUCAAUGCCGCGAAAGAUUCGUUCGCUGGCGUUCUCGAUCGGGAUGUAACACACGCAGAGCUUGCAGAGGGCACAACACAUCACGAAGCAGAGCGAAAGCUGGCUCACAUGCAAGAACUGCAAGUGAAGCGCUGGGUUGAACUACUGCGUAUGAAGACGAGAUCAACCACAGACCAGCCUCCGUUACAAGCAGAAUCUUCGAAAGACAACAGCGGUCAUUUAGCAGAACAUCCCGCAAUCAACGAUCUCAUCCGGCGAAUUAUAUCGAAGUUGGAGGAUGGCCACGUAUUCAUCUACACCGUCGCAAUGACUGUUCAUGGAGGCUUGCCAAUCGACUGUGACCUGCCACACUGCUCCAGCGUGGAGAGGGGAGCCGACUCUGAGCGCGGCUCAGUGACAGUCGAGCCGUACAUUGCGUGGAGCCAGCUGAAACUAUGGAGAAUUGUCGAGCUUGGAGAUGGUGCUUUGCCGCUUUUCCUCCGACAGUCGCCCAAAGUAUCCGAAACCUCGCCCAAGUCUACAAAAGCCGCCCUCCAGUUCUGCCUCCCCUGCCUGGAAGCGCUUUGGAACAAUACUUGCUGUUCGGGUUCACUUGAGAACAUCGCGACGACACGAACGAGAGACUCCAAGCCGGCUGUCGGCUGUAAAUCGGCUCCUAAUCAAUCUUCUGAUGCUUCGGCGCGUCCCAAUGUCACGCCAAUGCGACCACCGCUGGCAACUAUCGCCAAACCCGCACCGAGUUCGCAGAAACGCUCGAGUCCAUCUAAGAAGCCGCAGCGAAGCAGCAAGCGGUUACGACAUGAGACCUCUGAGCCAUACAACUUCACUAUGGAUGGCGCGGCUGAUGACAGCUCAGAAGACGAGUUCUACUCUGCACGGUCGUCACCAGCACCGGAGCAAAGCGGCAUCAUGCGAGACGUCAUCGUCGACGCAGCAAAGAAGGCUGGCAUGAUGGUUUCUCCCUCACAGCUGUUGGCCCAUCUUGAGAGACACAACGCUGUCACAUCUUCGGCAAGCCCGGGUCGUGGACCGCCGCAGUCCGAGGACCAGCCUAGAAAAUCAUCUCUACGGCAAGGACUCAUUCGGCCGUACCUUGUACAGACACGUAAGUUCGCGCUAGGAAAAGCGGAAAAAGAAUCUCCUGUCGUUGGCUCCAAUGGUACCAGCCGCAAAGAUUCGGCCGUCUCUGCGCCGGUCUCAAUGUGCACUCUACUCACCACUGAGACCAUUAACGACGUCGUGCAAGGCAAGGGCCGCGGUUUCGUCUUGCCCCCAACUCCACCAGCCGACAUCAGAGCCUCAUGUCUGAGCACAACUGUUCUUACCGCCUACAAAGUGAAGCCACUCAAGCCUCCUCUCUCCCUAAUCUACCCGGAACAUCACACCGUCGAGGCCCGCUGCCGUCGCUACCGUGAGACAAAUCGCGUUGUCCACGAGCUCGAGAGUGAAGCCCGCAGCGCUGCGGAACGCCAGCGACUGAUCCUGGACAAGAAGACCAUCCUCGUGCGCACCACGCCCUUCGCAUGGGACGGGAAAUCGCUCGUUCCAACGUCGUACGAGAGAGAUGCGGCAAGGAACGACGAGUGGUCUACCUUCCUGCGCAUCACUCCCCGCCAGAUUGGCGAGCCCACCGCAAAGUACCAUAUCCAGGACAAGGAGGCGCACAUGAAUACUGUAACUAGCAACGGUCUCGCCACCGCCGCCGCCAAGUCCCCCUACACAUGGCCAAAAGCGCACAGAAUCCUAGGCCGCAAGCGCACCCGCCAGCCCCCCAUCUCACCGCCCCUGUGGUGCUACUGCCAGCUGCCCGACGACGGCUCCGUCAUGGUCGAGUGCGGCGCCAAAGUGAAGUGCCCGGUGCAGUGGUUCCACCUGCGCUGUCUAGGUCUUACAGACAAGGAGACUCAGGAGCUGCUGCUCGGCUCCGCCGCGGCGGUGAGGGUGCACAGCAGGCGUGGGAUGGACACGCGUGCGCGGGUCAAGGCCACCAGCGAGCUGCUGCUCGCCGUCAAGGACACGGAUGGGGGCGUGGGUUCUAUGGCGGAGCGGUACGGAAGGCUCGUGCGCAAGACAGAGGGUGGGGAGGUGGAGUUCUACUGCCCGCUCUGUGCGCCACUGGAUGCGCAGGCUCCUUCAGAACCGAAAAUUGAUGGCCAAGUCGACAUGCCGGCGGCCAAGGUCACGAAGAAAGAUAUCGAGGAGAUGUUUGCGGAGCCUUGGGCUGCAAUAGCGCAGGGGAAUCCCUAUGGACUGGGAACGCGGGGUGGAGCGAUGGUAUUGGAGCAGCACGGCAGCAAGCCUGUCAUUCCUACGGCAGAGCAAGUGAAGGAGAGGAUUGACGAGAUGUUCAGAUCGAGUGUGGAGGUUGUGUAG